This is a messenger RNA of Entrophospora candida, 465 nucleotides long. The record is from the annotation of a GenBank genome assembly. NCBI's taxonomy places the organism in Eukaryota, Fungi, Glomeromycota, Glomeromycetes, Entrophosporales, Entrophosporaceae.
GCAAAGGAAAAAGACAAAGAAAUUGGUUUAAAUGAAAAAAUCACAUCUUUGGAAUUGGAAAAACAAAAGGCAAACGAAAAAGAGAUUGAUUUAAAUGAAACAAUCAAAUCUUUAAAGGAAGAAUUGAAAAUUCAAAAGGAGAUAUCUGAGAAAGAAAUUAAAAAUUUACAAAUUGAAACUAAGAAAAAUUUAGAUAUUAAAGAUAAAUCUAAUGAUACAAGCACCAAUAUAGAGUUAGAAUAUUCUGAUAGUAAAUGUUUAAGAUUAAGUAAUGCCAUAGAAAGUGUCAAAGAAAAAUUAGCCAAGGCAGAAGCUCAUAUAUCAAGUAGUGAAAAAGAAAAAACAGAUUUACGUGAUAAUAUCAAUAGAUUAAAUGAAAAAUUGAAAGAAGAACGUGAAGGUCAUGAAAAACUAGUCAUGAGUUGGGUUGAAGAGCAAAAAAAUAAUAAAAAUAACAAUUAUUAA